Molecule: messenger RNA, 1404 nt
Organism: Gregarina niphandrodes
Lineage: Eukaryota; Apicomplexa; Conoidasida; Eugregarinorida; Gregarinidae
Exons: 1
Coding region: 1-1404 (467 amino acids)
Source: RefSeq, a predicted model, not a curated record
AUGCGCGUGUCAGCAGGGACAGUGUUUUUGAGUGCGGUAUGGGGCGCAUCAUUUGGCGGUUCCUCGGAGUACUGUCAUGAGGAGCGUGCGCAGAUGCGUUUGUGGAUCCACCAGGACGCGACGGCGUCAUUCGGGAAAAAGGAUGAUGGCGAGCGAGGAGUACGUUAUGUAGAGGCUCUACGUGACUUGAAGAGUAGUGUGCCGGAUUUCGACGUUGGGAUGUCAUACUUUAAGGAUCGGGAUGACGGAUUAGUUUGCUUCGCUGCUAUCACAGAGUUGGGCGUCAACAGCUUUCUGGGCUUCGACUUUACCUUGACACAGAUCGAAGAGGGGAUGAACAAGCUCAAGUACUCUACCACCCAUGACUCGGCUGAAGACGCAUUCACCGGUUUGCCUUGGGUCAUGUAUCAGGAGUUCCAGGAACCGGCUACGGAGCGAGACUUUCGCGCAAUUGUCAUUGUCACCGAUAACGAAGGCAAACUUCAUGGCGUCCAAAAUUCCGAAAGAGUCGACACGGAAGGCACAAUACCAAACACCACUCUCCAAACAAGUUACAACUGCUCCCCCGAUUACCAAUUACUCUCACCUCACGAUCUAUUCGACGCCUUCCGACAACGCUCCAUCCGGCCCAUCACUCUCGUAACACGCGAACACGCUACAUGGUGGCGUACUCUUUACGAAGACAACGGCUUCUCUCUCGAUAGCGGUGAAGCCAUGGUCUUCGAAAUAGAAGACAUCAGAGCCACCACCGUCAGCCACGCACUUAAACAAGCUAUCCAUGACUCCAGCUGCCACACACCCACCACCACCACCACUAAGCCAACGACCACGACGACGACCACUCCGACGACCACAACCACCACCACAACAACUACCACCACCACUCCGACGACCACCACGACCACUACACCGACCACCACUACCACACCGCCGACCACCACUACCACACCGCCGACCACCACUACCACACCACCGACCACCACUCCGGCGAGUACCACCCCUGUCCCCACGACCACUACGCCGGCAAGUACGACGCAGAAGCCGACGACUACGAGAACGGCCGUGCCCACAACGGGCCGGGUUACAACCGAUACCACCAAGGCCGUGACCACUACCAAGGUUGUGACUACGACGACUAAGACUGCGACGACCAAGACCGCGACGACAGGCCAGAGUUCGUCGACGACUACUGAGGCCGAUGAAAAGGGGGGCGUCAACACGCCGGUGGUGGUGGGCAGUGCGGCUGCGGGCGUGACUGCGUUGGCGGGUGCCCUGGGUGGGUUGCGUUACAUGCGGAAUCAGCCGGCGGACUUAGCGGUGGAGGAACAGAUGGAUGAGGGCGAACGAGUACCCGAGAAUAUGCGCGAAGCCCAGAUCGAGAUGGACGAAGACGAGUACUAUUAG